Alnus glutinosa is the source of this 1396-nucleotide messenger RNA. RefSeq names its product polyubiquitin-like. The transcript has a single exon. Gene Ontology annotation, molecular function: protein tag activity; ubiquitin protein ligase binding. The coding region runs from base 116 to 1264 and encodes 382 amino acids. Gene Ontology annotation, biological process: protein ubiquitination; modification-dependent protein catabolic process. Gene Ontology annotation, cellular component: cytoplasm; nucleus. Lineage: Eukaryota; Viridiplantae; Streptophyta; Magnoliopsida; Fagales; Betulaceae. The record is from RefSeq and is a predicted model, not a curated record.
CGCUCAUCUUCUUCAUUCAUCAGCUUCUCAUUGAAAAUCGCUCUAGCUUCCGGUUGAUUUCCAGCUUUUCUUUUCUCACUAAAAUCUUUUUCUCUCUCUCUCUUAGCUUUGGAAGAUGCAGAUCUUUGUGAAAACCCUAACAGGCAAGACUAUUACUCUUGAGGUGGAGAGCUCCGACACCAUUGAUAAUGUAAAGGCCAAGAUCCAAGACAAGGAAGGCAUCCCACCGGAUCAGCAGCGACUGAUCUUCGCCGGCAAGCAGCUCGAAGACGGUCGGACCCUCGCCGACUACAACAUCCAGAAGGAGUCGACUCUCCACCUCGUUCUCCGUCUCCGUGGCGGGAUGCAGAUCUUCGUCAAAACCCUAACCGGGAAGACCAUCACCCUCGAGGUCGAGAGCUCCGACACCAUUGACAACGUCAAGGCCAAGAUCCAAGACAAGGAAGGCAUACCUCCGGAUCAGCAGCGGUUGAUCUUCGCCGGAAAGCAAUUGGAGGACGGUCGCACGCUCGCCGACUACAACAUCCAGAAGGAGUCGACUCUCCACCUCGUGCUCCGUCUCCGCGGUGGCAUGCAAAUCUUCGUCAAAACCCUAACGGGGAAGACCAUCACCCUCGAGGUCGAGAGCUCCGACACCAUUGACAACGUCAAGGCCAAGAUCCAGGACAAGGAAGGCAUCCCUCCGGAUCAGCAGCGGUUGAUCUUCGCCGGGAAGCAAUUGGAGGACGGUCGCACCCUCGCCGAUUACAACAUCCAGAAAGAGUCGACUCUCCACCUCGUGCUCCGUCUCCGCGGCGGCAUGCAGAUCUUUGUCAAAACCCUAACGGGGAAGACCAUCACCCUCGAGGUCGAGAGCUCCGACACCAUUGACAACGUCAAGGCCAAGAUCCAAGACAAGGAAGGCAUCCCUCCGGAUCAGCAGCGGUUGAUCUUCGCCGGGAAGCAAUUGGAGGACGGUCGCACUCUCGCCGACUACAACAUUCAGAAGGAGUCGACCCUGCAUCUGGUGCUGAGAUUGAGGGGAGGGAUGCAGAUCUUUGUGAAGACUCUGACAGGGAAGACCAUCACGCUGGAGGUGGAGAGCUCGGACACCAUAGACAACGUGAAGGCCAAGAUUCAGGAUAAGGAAGGGAUUCCUCCGGACCAGCAGAGGCUCAUAUUUGCCGGAAAGCAGUUGGAGGAUGGGCGUACCCUCGCUGAUUACAACAUUCAAAAGGAGUCCACCCUCCACCUUGUCCUCCGGCUCCGCGGUGGUCAACUCUAAUUGCUUUUCCUUGUCUUUCCUUUCUUGUGGUAUUGUGUCUGUGUUUGUGGUGGUCUAGUAGUUGCUCAAUGGCCGCCAUAGUUUUUUCGCAUACUCCUUAAUGAAUAAAUAAACAGAAUAUUUUCUGGUUAA